AUGAACUUCUUUUCAAAGAAAUCCUCGUCCCCCAAAAAGCACGCGACCGGCGAGAACGACGAGAACCGCAACCCUCGUCACGGCUCAGAGCCCCCCUCUCCCGUCAAGCAGCCCAGUGCUACCCACUCCUCGCCCGCCGCCCCAAAGAGGGACAGGGAACGGGACUCGCCCAGAAAAUCUGCCCGACCCGCAUCGCCCGCAUCGUCGCCCGCAUCGAGGGAGCAGCCGCCCUCCAAGCCGCGCAGCUCCCGGUCCUUUGGCAAACACGCCCCCGAUUCUUCGUCGUCGUCGUCCUCGCGCCGCAAGAAGCACGACCCUAACACUCACCCCCUCAAUCUCCACCCCGACGAGUACAAGCGCCUCUCUGCUCUGUCCAACAUGAGCAACCGCAGCUCCAUGGACAAGAUGGACGUCGACCGGGAGCCCUCGGCCGCCCCGCCGUCCUCUCCACCGCAGCAGCAGCAGCAGCAGCAGCCCAACGGCUUCACCGUCCCCGUGAGCUCGCCGACGAAUGGCAGAAAGACGCCCACAAACGGCGAGGGGCCCGUCCCACCCCCUCAUCGGUCCAACCCCUCCAGCCCCGUGCCCUCAGCCGCCGACGAGGCUGAGGCAUACAAGAACGCCGGCAACAAAUUCUUCAAGGAGAAGGAUUACAAAAAUGCCAUUGUGCAGUACUCCAAAGCUGUCGAGUUGAUGCCUGACUCUGCUACCUACCUGAGCAACCGCGCUGCAGCUUACAUGUCCAAUGGCCAGUACGCAGCUGCAUUGGAAGACUGCUCCCGGGCGGUCGACCUUGAUCCCUCCAACGCCAAGUUUCUGCUGCGACUCGCCCGCAUCUACACCAGCCUGGGACGGCCAGAGGAAGCCCUGACAACCUUUAGUCGCAUUCAGCCGCCUCCCUCGGCGAAGGAUGUGGCACCCGCAAAGGAGAUGCAGAACCACAUCAAGGCCGCCGAAAGCGCUCUCGAAUCUGGGACGUCAGGCUCCAUGGUGCUGCACGCCCUGGACCAGGCUGAGAGAUUCCUAGGCCUCGGCGCUCCCAAGCCUCGCAAAUGGCAAUUGAUGAGGGGCUCAGCAUACCUUAAGAUGGGAGGAGUCAACUCCUUGGGCGAGGCUCAGAACGCCGCCAUGUCCCUUUUGAGACAAAACAGCCAGGACCCCGAAGCUUUGGUUCUGCGGGGCCGUGCGCUCUAUGCGCAAGGCGAGAACGACAAGGCCAUCCAGCACUUCCGCAAGGCAUUAAGUGGCGACCCCGAUUUCAGGGACGCCGUUAAAUGGCUCAGAAUUGUCCAGAAGCUGGAUCGCAUGAAGGAAGAAGGCAACACAGACUACAAGGCAGGCCGCUGGCAAGCUGCUUUCGACAAGUAUACUCAAGCUCUGGAAGUCGACCCUACCAACCGAGGUACCAACUCGAAGCUCUUCCAGAACCGUGCACUUUGUCGUCUGAGGCUCAAGCAAUACGAUGAGGCUAUCGCCGAUUGCGACAAGGCCAUCAGCCUGGACGCCAGCUAUCUCAAAGCCCGCAAAACCAAGGCGAAUGCUCUGGGCCAGGCGGAGCGUUGGGAAGAUGCGGCUCGGGAAUGGAAGUCUGUUCAGGAGAUGGACCCCGAGGAUCGCAACAUUGCGAAGGAGAUUCGCAAUGCUGAGCUUGAGCUGAAGAAGAGUCAACGCAAGGACUACUACAAGAUUCUUGGCGUUGCUAAGGACGCUGAUGAUAAUGCCAUCAAGAAGGCCUACCGCAAGGCCGCCAUCGUUCACCACCCGGACAAGAACCCUGGCGACGAAGCUGCCGCUGAACGCUUCAAGGAUAUUGGUGAAGCUUACGAAACAUUGAGCGAUUCUCAGAAGCGAGCUCGUUACGAUAGUGGCGAGGAUCUCAUCGACCCAUCGGACAUGUUCUCUGGCGGCGGCAUGGGCGGCGGCAUGGGCGGCAUCGACCCCGAAAUCUUGUUUAGCAUGAUGAACGGAGGCGCCUCUUUCGGCGGCGGUGGCGGCGGCGGAUUCCCUGGUGCUCGUUUCUCGACCGGCGGUCGAUCAGCUGGUGGAUACCCUGGAGGCUUCCAGGGAUUCCAGUUUGGUUGA
Molecule: messenger RNA, 2082 nt
Organism: Neoarthrinium moseri
Lineage: Eukaryota; Fungi; Ascomycota; Sordariomycetes; Amphisphaeriales; Apiosporaceae
Exons: 3
Coding region: 1-2082 (693 amino acids)
Molecular function (GO): protein binding
Source: RefSeq, a predicted model, not a curated record